Molecule: messenger RNA, 2735 nt
Organism: Seriola dumerili (greater amberjack)
Lineage: Eukaryota; Metazoa; Chordata; Actinopteri; Carangiformes; Carangidae
Product: multiple inositol polyphosphate phosphatase 1-like
Exons: 5
Coding region: 81-1478 (465 amino acids)
Molecular function (GO): inositol phosphate phosphatase activity; acid phosphatase activity
Source: RefSeq, a predicted model, not a curated record
ACGUGGACGACGUCACUCCGUUUUGGGUCUGGUAGGUGGAGGUACACACGGCAAUACAUAACAAGCUAUUUGGCUGAAUCAUGCCGAUCAUUUUAUGGAAAAUUAUUGUUGUUCAUCUCACCACCACAAUUGGCUUUUCCUGUUGUUUUCGUAAUGACGUGAGUCUUGAGGACAAUCAGGAUAUACCAGCGAUCGCCAAAUAUUUCAGCACGAAAGGGAGGUAUGAGGAAGUGAACCCGUAUCUCAUAGAGGACAUACUUGCUGUAAACAGAUCUAUUUUACAGCCCCCGUCAGCACAAUGUCGCGAAAUUCAUCUGACUGCCAUAAUAAGACACGGCACAAGAUACCCGACGACCAAAAACAUCAAGAAGAUGCGGAAACUUUACGACCUCGUCAAGAGCAAUGCCUCUGCCGAAGAGAACUGGCUGCAUGAACUUCAGACGCAGUGGACGAUGUGGUACAAUGAGGACAUGGACGGCCGACUCGUCCAGAAAGGAGUGAAUGAUCACAAGCAUCUGGCCGUCAGGCUGUCGAAGCUGUUCCCCUCACUGAUUUCAGAGGAGAAGCUUCGAGGUGGACUCAUCAAAUUCAUAACCAGCUCAAAGCACAGGUGUGUGAACAGCACACUGUCCUUUAAAGCAGGACUGACUGAGCUGUGGGCUAUUAAAGAUAAGGAGUUUGACCAUGCAGUGAACGACGCUCUGAUGAGGUUUUUUGACAAAUGCACCAGGUUUGUGCAGGAAGUUGACAACAACCCCUCAGCUUUGACAGAGGUGGACAAGUUCAAGGAGGGGCCAGAGAUGAGGAGGGUCCAGGAGAAGAUCGCAGAUCGUCUUAAAGUCCAAUACCCUACCAUCACAGAUGAUAUGGCUGAAGCUGCUUUUUAUUUAUGUGCUUAUGAGUUUGCCAUCAAGACCGUGAACUCCCCCUGGUGUCGGCUCUUUGAUGAAGUCGAUGCACAGGUUAUGGAGUAUGCAAAUGACCUGAAGCAAUUCUGGAAAAGAAGCUAUGGUCAUGAUAUCAACAGUAAGUCAAGCUGCAUUCUUUUCCAUGAUUUGUUCAGCCGACUGGACAAAGCAGCCGAUGAGAACAAGUCAGGCCAGCAGGUGACUGAAGCUGUGACAGUCCAGGUCGGCCAUGCAGAGACCCUCCUGCCACUGCUUACCCUGCUGGGCUUCUUCAAGGACAGUGAAGCCCUGACAUCGACCAACUACGCCACACAGACCGAGCGUUCCUUCCGCACCAGCCACAUGUUGCCCUAUGCAGCUAACUUAGUCCUGGUUCUGUACGACUGUGGGGGAAGUGACCUGAGACUGCAGCCACUGCUCAACGAGAAGCCUGUGGCUUUCUCUGGUUUAACUGGCCAGCAGGCCUCCAUGCCGCUCUAUCAAGACGUCAAAGAGCACUACAGAGAACUGCUCCAUGGCUGUGACUUUGAGACUGAGUGUGAGUUGUUCAAGCAUCCUGCUCAGGUUUAAGCUGACAGGGUGGAUUCUGGAAAAGAAGAUAUUAUAAUGGAUGUAUUGUCUUUUCUUUGCAAAUGGAGUGAAUCUUGUGUUGCUAAUUGGCGCAUCUUAGUCUGAAUGUUUCUCCUAUGUGAAUCAUGAACAUAUUACUUUUUGACUUGAAGAAGCAUUUUCACUCCCUUUGUCUUAGGCCUGAGAAAAGGCAGAUUUGUUGGCUCUGAAACGCACCACAAUCCCAGCCUAAGAAUUGAAUUUCAAGUUUAUCUGUACCAUCACAGUAUUGCUACUGCUAUAUUGCUUAUUUUGCAAGGAUUCUUUCCAUUGUUGCAUAACUUGCAGUAAUUAAAGAAUUUAUUUUUGCAGUGUACACAUUUUAUAUGUUCUGCGUAUGAAAUUUAUGUAUCUGUAUUCAUCAUUGUGCUCUUUUCCUGUUUCUCAAGAAGCACUUGAAGCAUUUCCUGAACUGAAGUCUGCUGCCAUUUGUGGCUGCUAGAUUGAAUAUUGUGUGGUCAGUAUGUAUGUCAAGAAAAUUGGUGGUGUUUAUUACAUUAUACAUGCCUCACAAGUCAUUUAACCUUUUUAUAUAUAUAUAUAUAUAUAUAUAUAUAUAUAUAUGGCAGCUGUUUCUGGUGCCAUGGGCCAAACAAGCCAGUGACUACUCUGAAAUCACAUGACAUUUUGGUUUAAUUCAACAUGCAUGCAACAUGCAACAUACCAUCAUCAACCACACAUAGUACCUUUACACCUUUACGGGUACACAGCUUCCUGUUAUGUCCCUUAUCCCGGUUUUAUUCGGUAUAUAUAACAAAAGUGGUUAUUCAUAGCCCUGUAUGAUUUUAACAUCAUCCAGGUUUGUGAUUGUCUGUGCCAAUAAGAACAUUUACUUUUCCAGGUUGUCCAAAAUCAAUUUAUUAAUGAAUCCAUUUAUUAAACCUUUACAACUGCAGACCAGAUAGAUUAAAACCCUUUAUUGAUGACUUAUUCACAUUUAUAACUGCAGGUGGCUUAUUAGAAUUAUUAGUUAUUCUUAUGAAUGGCUUACAUCUACUGCAUAAAGCCAAUGAUUUUCUAUCCUAACUAUAUAACUAUACUAAUAACUUAUUAAUAACUGUUACUCUUUUGGCAAUAAUUUACAUAGAGAGAUUAUGUUGGUGUGGAUCUUUUGUGACUGCAAGGUUUGGAUGACUAACAAAAUAAUCACUAGCACUUUUCUUUUUCUCUUUUCCACCUGUAAAAGGACAGUGAAAUAAAGGCUAUUCCCCAAAACGA